UCUCUGGAUUUGCCGUGACGCGCAGCCUCGUCCUGUGUUUGGGUGCUUUACUCGGGUAUAGGAGAACUGUGGAGUACACAUAAACCAGGACUAGCUGUCCGGAGCGGAUCUUGAAGAUCAAGGCACACUAUGGAUGAAGAGGAACAGUUUGUUAACAUUGAUCUGAAUGAUGACAAUAUCUGCAGCGUCUGUAAGCUAGAGACAGAAACGGGGACCUUAUCUUUCUGCCACGUCUGCUUUGAACUCAGCAUUGAAGGCGUCUCCUCUGCUACCUUGUUGCACUCCAAGUCCCUGCGAGGCCACAGAGACUGCUUUGAGAAAUGUCAUCUCAUUGCCAACCAGAAGCUGUCACGAUCCAAGGUCUCCCGGAGCGCCUACGAGGGCAUGAAGCUGGCCCUCAGCCAGAAACUGAACCGCAUCAUUCAGUACGCCCAGAACAAAGACUCCGUCUCCUCCAGUGGCCCGAACAGACGGGGGGCUAAGCUUCUGUGUUACGGCCAGCAAAAUGACCGCAAGCUGCUCCCCCAGUCGGACGCCCAGGUGCCCCGCUACACGCCCUGCUGGGACACGGGCAAAUCAACAGGGCCGGCUGACUACACGAUGGGUAUGCUGGAGCGCCACACAGCCGAGGAGCUGGGACUGCUGCAGGAGUCGCGUUCUGACGUUUGGUCCAACGACAGCAGGAGAGGUCUUCACAGCCGGAAGCCAUCAGGAGGAGGACAGCAGCGCGCGCACCAGGGUCACAGCAGAGAAGAGCUGACUAAAAUGAGUGUGGAUGAGCUCCAUCAGCUAAACGCCCAGCUACUCCUGCAGAUUCAGAAGGUCUUUGAGGAGUUGACAGUUGCCGUGCAGGAGAAAGACUCGCUGGCAUCUGAGCUGCACGUGCGUCACAUUGCCAUCGAACAGCUCUUUAAAAACUGCGCCAAGCUGCCCUGGCUGCACAUUAGCAGGGCCGGGGUCAAGGCCAGCAGCAGCAGCAGCACUGUGGAGUGAGGUGCUGGGAGGCGGCUUUUGAUUGGCCGCUGGGAGGAAACAGACGAACACUUGAGACUGCAGAAUGCAGAACGUGUAACCUGGAGGACACUAGAGCACCGUUAAGGGCUGGACUGACGUGGUGUUUGUUUUCAUGGUUGGAGUGAUGAUGCGAGGUUUAAAGGUGGUUUGCAAACACGUUUCUGCUCUGAAUUCCAGCCGAACCGAGUUCACAUGAGAUGUUAGCAGCAGGUAAACAGCAGCACAUUCCUGGGACAGGACGAGGCUGUUUUUAAUGGACAAGAUCACGUUUUUAAUUUCAUAUAUGUUAUUAUUUUCAAAGACUGAAAAACGGUUUUAAAAAUGUUCCAAACACAUUUGUUAUCAUCAUCCUUUUGUUUUAGUUUUCUGACACAUUUUCCUUUCUUUUGUUUUGGAUUCUGAGAGUUUGAUUCUGUUUUUUGUUUGUUUGUUUUUUUUGGAUGAUUUCAAAUGAACAGUGACCGUCCCAAUCAUGCUAUAAGCCACUGCCAGCAGUUUGAUUAUUAAUGUCAUGGAAAGCCCCAACAAGUUAGCAUCUACUGACAGUAUUAUGGGUUGAAAUGUCUAUUGUAAAGUUGACUACAGAUUUUGACAAGACUACGACCGUAACUGGCAAAGUUUCAAAUAGUUAUACGUGUCACUACAAGCAGUGGCAAGUACUUAUCUGUGUCUGCUUGCCACACUUAUUCUAAAUAAGACAUUAUGAAAAAUGGUUACGGUUACAGAGUAUCUGAAAUCCUAAAGGUGAAAACUUUUGAUUGAAUUCAGCUUCUGGGUUUAUUGUGCUGACAGGAUUUGCUCACUGUAUAAUACAAAGCUGUCUUUUUUGUUUUUUAACCAUUGUGUAUGAGAGGCUAUGCACUGAAUGGAAGUGAACCGGCUGCCAAACCAAAGUUUCUAUUUGUUCUGUUUUGUGUGUGAAUUACAAACGUUUGAUUUUUGAACAGCUUUCGAAACAAUUCGUUCCUGUGUGUAUUCAGCGUAUGUGUUCUUAUUUAUCUUCACUGUUACCUUGGCUUGCCCUCUCUCAUGUGUUAAAGAGCUAAGUUGAUGUCAUAGCAACACAUAUGGGAUAGUCUGCUGUACUCUCUCUGCAGGUCCCUGAACAAGUCAACGAGAGAUGUGGAGACAGUUUUUGAGUUAGUAUGUUCUUCAGGACCCUAUGCAAAGAAAGAGACAAAUAAAUGAGAAGCCUUAUAAAUAUGAAAUAUAUAUUGAUUAUAGGUGUUUCAGGGCUCUCAGAGCUACUCAAAAUAUAAUAAGCUGGGAAAGGACAAGGUUAGAGUGAUGUUUAGAAAAACUCAGCAUUGUAAGUGUCGUGCGUUCUCUUUGUAAGAGAUUAAAUGUGUUUAGCCCAUUUUGGGGUUUAAAAGACUUCAUUUAAAUUGUAGUCUUGGUUUUAGUUGGAUACCUGUGUUCAGCGCUUGAGAGAGUGAAUAUUUAGAUUCCUAGUCCUAAAGCUCAGUCCUUAAGUCUUUGGUUUUUGGGGUUUUUUGUUACGUGUGUUUUGCUUCUGAAUGCUGUGUGUUUUUGCGUGCUAUGGAAACAUGCCUGAGCUCGUGCCCCUGCUCAGCAGGAAACUCUAGCUGCCUGAUUUUGAUCUCUCGUUCUUUUUUUUUUGGUGGUUUUAUGAUCUUCUACUGUUACCAUACCUGUUAUACUUCCACUCUCUUUAUUUAGACUGGACUGUUGAUUUGUUCUCUGAUUUUGAACAUUUCUGCAUUUGUGGUAUUUUUGUGAUUUUUGUCUUUUAUUUAUUGUGUGCAUUUUGUGCUUAA
Neolamprologus brichardi is the source of this 2792-nucleotide messenger RNA. RefSeq names its product chromosome 10 C21orf91 homolog (gene c10h21orf91). The record is from RefSeq and is a predicted model, not a curated record. NCBI's taxonomy places the organism in Eukaryota, Metazoa, Chordata, Actinopteri, Cichliformes, Cichlidae.